Molecule: messenger RNA, 2872 nt
Organism: Leptopilina boulardi
Lineage: Eukaryota; Metazoa; Arthropoda; Insecta; Hymenoptera; Figitidae
Gene: Mgat1
Product: alpha-1,3-mannosyl-glycoprotein 2-beta-N-acetylglucosaminyltransferase
Exons: 9
Coding region: 305-1669 (454 amino acids)
Biological process (GO): protein N-linked glycosylation
Cellular component (GO): Golgi apparatus
Molecular function (GO): alpha-1,3-mannosylglycoprotein 2-beta-N-acetylglucosaminyltransferase activity
Source: RefSeq, a predicted model, not a curated record
UUUGUCUUAUAUAUAUUAUAUUUUCUCAAUAACGUUUCGCGUUUCGCCUUUUUUUAACAAAAAUAUAAUUUUAAAUAAUUGAUAAUUUUCAAAGGGGGAAUUUUUUUUUUUAUUAACAUAAUAGCGUAACGAUAUAAAUAAAGGUGAAAAUUUAAUAGAAAAUUGUCGGAAAGUUUUUAAUUGACUGGGGGGUUUUUUUUUUAGAGAUAUAUAUAGAUAUAUAGAUUUCAGUAUAUAAAAUAAACCAGAUGUUAAGAGUAGACUUGGAAUAUGACAGAAUGAUGAGGUGACGUUUGGUUCUGCCAUGCGAAACAAAUCAAUAGCUUUUGUACUCAUUCUACUAAUUGUAUGGGGUAUUAUCACCUAUUUUUUAUUUCUUGAUCGACCAAUUGGCAAUGACAUUGGCAAGGACAAUUUUAAUAAUGAAUUAAUGAAACUAGAAAGAGCCGUCGAAUCUGAAAUUGCCCUCAAUAAAGAAUUAUUGACACAGCUCAAUGAGCAACGUAAAAAUAAAUAUUCCGAAAAUGAUAAUGUUGUUGAAAAUGAAAAAAUUGUGGAACCAACAAAAAAAGAAAUACAAAAUACAAAUGUAUUUCGAUCAGGAAUUUCCCUUGGUAAAAAAACAUUACCUGAUGGCUCACCGAUAAUAGCGGUUUUAGUAUUUUCUUGCAAUCGUGUAGGUGUUAAACGAUGUCUCGAUCAAUUAAUAAAUUUAAGACCAAGUGCCGAUCAAUUUCCAAUAAUUGUCUCACAAGAUUGUGACGAUCAACCAACGGCCGAUGUUAUUAAAAGUUACAAAGAUCAAUUGCUUCACAUUAGACAACCAGAUCAAUCGGACAUUGAAAUUCCCCUAAGGGAAAAGAAAUUUAAAGGUUAUUUCAAAAUUGCCCGUCACUAUGGUUGGGCAUUGAAUCAAGUAUUUCUUCUAUUUGGAUAUCAAACAGCAAUUGUUGUUGAAGAUGAUCUUGACAUUUCGUCAGAUUUUUUUGAAUAUUUUCUGGGCACUUAUCCACUAUUGGUGAGUGAUAAAUCAUUGUGGUGUGUUUCCGCUUGGAAUGAUAAUGGAAAAGAAACUCUUGUUGAUGAACAAGCGCCACAUUUACUUUAUCGUACUGAUUUUUUCCCGGGUCUUGGUUGGAUGUUGACACGUGAUCUUUGGCUUGAAUUGGGCCCCAAAUGGCCCCGAGCUUAUUGGGACGAUUGGAUUCGUCAUCCAGAGCAGAGAAAAAAUCGUGCUUGCAUUCGACCUGAAUUGUCAAGAACAAGAACAUUUGGGAAAAUAGGUGUUAGCAAUGGACUUUUCUAUGAGAAGCAUCUUAAAUACAUCAAAUUAAAUCAGAAAUUUGUGCCUUUCACAAAAAGGAAUUUAACUUAUUUGCUAAAAGACAAUUAUGAUAUUAGCUUUGUGAAUGAAGUAUAUCAAUCGAGAGUGAUAAACAGUUCAGUAUUGAAGAGUGGAAAAAUUAGUCCACCUGGUCCUGUUAGAAUUCGCUAUCAUAAUCCAAUAGAAUAUAAAUUGACGGCAAAAAAACUUGGCUUAAUGGACGAUUUUAAGAGCGGUGUUCCGAGGACCGGUUAUAGGGGAAUAGUGACAUUUUUUUAUAAUAAAUUACGAGUAUAUUUAGCGCCCGGUUACAAUUGGAAUGGCUACGACAUCGCCUGGAGCUAACACAUAAUUCGUCGUUACGCUCGCGAUCUUUAGCAUGAUUCUAUUUUUUUUUUUUCAUUAUUAUUAUUGUAAAAAUUUUUUUCUUUCCCAAAUUAAUGCAAAAAAAAGGUGCAAAAAAUUUUUUUUUGCUGCAUUCAGAGAUUUUUUUUUUAUUUUGAAUUUGUUUCAUUUUAAUAUUUGUUUUGGUUUUUUUUGUCUAAAUGAAAAAGGGUAAUUUAUAAUUAAUAUCGAAGUACAGUUUUAGAAACUAAAAAACCAAAGAUAACGUGAAAAUCGUGGCAAACUUGACUCAUUAAGAAAAAAAAGAAAAAAAAAAAUUCAAAAUAUUUUUUUCUACUUUGUUUUUAAUAUUUAUAAUUAUUAUUUUUAAAAAAUAAUAAUACAAUGAGUGCCUGCAACGAUCUUUCGAUUUCUCAUAUAUAUGUAAAUAAGCCAUUUUUUAGAUUAAUAUAAUUAUUUUUAUUUCCAGUAAUUUAUUUUUCAAAUUUGUAUUUAAAAAUCAUUUUUUAAAUUAAAAUUUUUUUUUUAUUGCAGUUAUUUAAUAAUUUAUAGAAAUUACAAUUUAAAAGUUUGUAUUUUUUUUUUUUGCUUCACAUUCUUCCGCUUUUUUCUAUUUUUCUAUUUUUUUUUCACUUAAAAAAAAAAACGCGAGUUUCUGGGACUGUGUAAAUAAUUAUUUGUAAAUAAUGUAAAACGUAAAAUUUAUCGUUAAAUAGAAAUUUAAAAAAAAUAUAUAUAUAUAUAUUAUUAACAAUCUCCGUAAAGGUGAGAAAGAAUUUAUCGAUUAUCGUUAGAAUUGACACUUUUUAAAGAAUGAAAUAAUGCUAUUUGUAAAAAAAAAAGCGUUCCUCUAUAUACAUGUAUUAUAGUAGUGUUUCUUUAAAAUUCGUCUUCCUUAUAAAAAAAAAAAAAAAAAACUUUUCCAUCGCAAUAUUAUAUGAAAAUUUUCUCUCUGUAUUAAAAAGAAAAAAAAAAGGAAACCAAAAAUAUUCCCUCCGCUAGCUAAAUAAAAAAUAAAAAAAAAACUGUAUAUAAAAAUUAGCGCAAAAAAAUAUUUAAAACGCUUUAUUUCUGUCCAAUUUUUGUGUAGUUUGAAAAUUCGUCGAUCACAGCUUUACACGUGUAUGUGUCGAAGAAUGUUGAAAAAAAAAUUGAUAAAUUAAAAAAAAAAUACAUAAAAUACAAAUUUGUUUUCUUUUAAAA